Messenger RNA from Oikopleura dioica, 3954 nucleotides. The record is from the annotation of a GenBank genome assembly. Lineage: Eukaryota; Metazoa; Chordata; Appendicularia; Copelata; Oikopleuridae.
AUGUCAAAGUUUCCUGGGUAUCAGAUUGAAAAGGUAGCAAUUACCAAGCCACUGAUGGAGAAAAGAAGACGGGAACGGAUGAAUAAAGCGUUGAAUGAAAUGAAGAAUAUUUUACUAGAGACGAUGGGACGCGAGAUAACGUGCCAUUCAAAGCUAGAAAAAGCGGAUAUCCUUGAAAACGCAGUUGAUUAUCUCAAACUUUUACGCGACGUGUACGGCAUCCUUCCUGGUGCUCCUCUAGCGCAGUGCAUACGAGAGCCAAUUACGUCUGAUGAAUUUUUCAAGGUGCUUGGGAAGACGAAAGAUCAGGUAGAUCAAGAACUCGAUGCAGAAGCCCUUUCUCGACAGCUCAAGAAAGGGUUAGCCGCGUGCAAGAAUGUUGUUGAAGCAACGCUCCAGGGCUAUGUCAAGACCUUUUUGACUCGCUACGGACAAUCGCGUAUGGAAAACGGUGGUUGGCCGCUCCCUCCAUCCAAGAAGUCAAAGGAACACAAGCGCAACGUCGCUCUCGUCACCAAGUUCCUGAAGAACUCGUCUGAGUACACUGGUUUUUGUCUCAUCGUCUAUGCAGAGGAGAUUCCGGAAGAGAAAAAACCUCGUCUUGAGCUAGAGCCUGCUUCUUCAAUCAUCGAUGUUGAAAUGGCGACCGAUUAUCAGCAGGAGGCGAUCAAUUUCAUUCGAUCAUUUGAUGCUUUUGGCAAGGAAGAUUACGAAAAGCUUGUCGAAGCGCUCAGACAUCGCCGGCAGAAUACAACCGAAGCAGUCACCACCUCCUUGUCUCAACUUUCGACGUCUGAAACGCCCGCGUCUCAAGCACCUUCGUCUCAAGCAGCCCCAUCUCAAGCGUCAACAAGCUCAGAAUAUCUUCCUGCAGUAGGUGGACGCAACUACGAACGUGUCGAAGAUGAUGUGAUCGCGAAAGCACGACUUGUACGAGGCUGUGUCGAAUUGAACGUCUCGAGCCGCUCGAUGAUCGCUAUCGCAGAAAUGUACGGCUUUCCUUCCGUCACCGAUCGAACGGCUCGCAUUUGGAUUGGCGCAACUGAACGACUCCAUAGCGAACACCUCCUUGAAGUCAUUCGCCUUGACAAGCCGUUUGGACUUGGCUUUGACGGGUCCAAGCUGGCCAUGCAGAAGUAUGAAGUUGUAACUGUUCUCGUCCCAGGUGAGCAGAACUUCUGCAUGGCGAUGCUUCCGGUGGCAACGGAGAAUGUCGACAUUGUGAUGAACGCCUUCACCAAGCUGUUCGACUCUCUUCCGGCCGAUCUUCAGACGACAUUUGCGAAGAAUUGCAAAUUUCUGAUCAACGAUAACGCCGCUGUGGCAAAAUCGAUUGCAAAGAAGGUGGAUGCGUUUUUAUCGACGAAGUAUAGUCUCACGCGAGAGCAUCUAACUUGCUCGAUGCAUUCUGCCAUGCACCUUGAACGCACGUUGGAGGCAUCUCUUGUCGACGAAGCAUCCCGCUGCUAUGUCUUGAUGAAGGGUCUUCUCACCACUAGCCGCACACAUGGAUACCAAGGUAGCCUGGGAAACAAAUUUCAGUUGUUUCUUGAAGGUGUUAAAAUUAAAAGACGCCUCGACAUCCCAAUCACGCCGUUUCAACUGGAGCAGAACAUCCGAUUUGGUGUUUUCUACCGUAAUGCCGCUGUCGGAUGCGUUACUUACGAUUUGAUCGUUGAGUUUUUGGCUCUCGAAGGCAAGGAAAAAGAGGCCGAAAUCGUGAAGAAUGCCAAGCCAGUCUACAUUCCUGAGCUUGUGAGUGUGCACCUCCUUUGGAAUCAUCUUUGCCUCUUCUUUUGGACAGAGACGGCGAAGGAAGCGACGCUCGAUGAAUACAAGAAGCUCAUCAAAACGUUUCAAGAGACUGUCGAGCUUGUACGAGACGCUGCAUGCCCAGCACUGUUUCUAACUUCUGAGGGCAAUCCGAUGAAGCGCACCGGAGAUAAUGGGAUUCCCGGCUUUUCUCAGCUUCUCAACUCGAUUCUUGACGAUGAAAGUGGGGCUGCUGAUUUGAAUGAGCGAAUUCGACGAAAGCUCGACCCUCUCCUUGCCACUUUCAGCCGUUUCGAGCAGCUUCCGAAGGAAGAUAUUCAGGGCCUUGUUGCGUUGACAAAUGUUCAUGCUGAACGCUGCUUCAGCAUUGCCAAGGACACCUUUGUCUCGAAGUUCAACUCAACAAAGCUCGCCUCCGUCUUCUGCUGCCGAAUUAAUUCAACUCUGAGCCACUUCAUGGACGAUGAGGAGACUCUACGUCGCUGCUUCCGAGGACUCUAUGCAGAUGAAAAGCGGCGCUCCGAUGUAAGGAAGUCUGCCCACGCUGCUGCGGUGAGCGAAAUGAUGGAGACCAUCGACAAAGAGGCAAGUCUUAAGGCUCGUCUCCAAGGGCUUACAGAACUUGCGGUUGCACUUGAUGCACUACCAAAGGAUGCUUCGAAGUUCGAUGCUGCUUUCCAGGCAUUCACGAAGGCGAACGCAGUUGUUGCCGAUUUCGGAGUCGUCACACGCGAUGAAGCUUACGAUUCAUUCACCUCUGCGAUUCGACUUAAAAUGACCGAUGAGCAGAAAGAGACUGCGGCGAACAAAGUCAAAGAGGCAAACAAGAAGCGCAAGCAGCAUAAGAAAAGGUUUGAUUGGGUCUUUCAUUUUCUACCUGCGAUCACAAAAUAUCAUUUAUUACUCGUGACGUUAAUUGGUUAUGUUGCAACAAUAGGAGGAUACACUGCCGUUUUUCCCGUUUUUGCUCAAUACAAACCUCCUGCCAGAUGCCCCACUUCACUCGACACAGAACCAAGCCUCUCAUCUUUCAAUUUUACAUUCGAUGAGAUCAACGAUCUUACAAAAAUUCCCCAAGAACCCUUCAAAGAAUGCGAAUACUACCAACUUGACUUUUCAUCAUGUGAAAACGACGAAAAAGAUGAGUUUCUUCAGUGCGCCAAAAACUUGACAAAUGAUGAAACUUCUUCAUGCAGCGCAGAAGAAGCAAUCUUCGAUACUUCUCAAUUCACUUCUACAGUUCCUACUGAAUUUCAUAUAGCUUGUGGAUCACAGCUAAAUGGACUGGCGACUUCUCUUUCCUUCAUCGGUCUCUUCAUUGGUGCCGGAACUGGUGGGUACAUGUCUGAUAAGUACGGAAGAAAAGUAACGAUUAUGGCGGGGAUCUUCUUGAAUGGUCUCUUCUUUUUAUGCCAGGCGCUUGUUCCGGGGUAUUGGGCGUUUGUCAUCUUCCGCAUCUUGGUACAAGGAUCAAAUCAAGCUGCAUACCUGACAUUUACUGUUUACUGCUGCGAAAUUGUCGGUCCAGAAGGUCGUGCUUACACGGGAAUGAUCCCCAACUUCACUUUUGCGAUUGGAUACAUGAUCAUGUCUUGGUUCUCGAUGCUCUUCCCAGAUUGGCGAGAGCUUACUCUAUUCAUCACAGCGCUGACAUUCCCUUUUCUUCUGACAUGGUGGUUGUGGCCGGAAUCCCCUCGAUAUCUCUACCAAUCUGGAAAAUAUGAAGAAGCAGAGAAAGUAAUGAAGCACUUCUUUAGAAAAUGUGGUAUAACCUGGGACUCUGAAGAAGCCGCAUUACUGGUCAAUACAGAAGAAGCCGUUUUAGAAAAACUCAAGGAAAAAUGUCAGGAGAAUAAGACCUCCGAAAUUACCGACACGAGCUCAGCAAAAACCUACUCGGCAAUCGACCUUUUCACUUCCGGCGUUCCAAUGGCCAGAACAUCGCUAAUCGUCUGCUACCAAUUUAUCGCGAUCACUUGUGCUUACUAUGGACUCUCUUUCGGCGCUGGAUCUUUGCCUGGAAGCGUCUUUCUGAACAACGUUAUCAAUGGUGCCGUGGAAGUGAUUGCCUACGUGGUUGCCUUUUUCUUGCUGAAUGUCCUAGGAAAGCUUCAAAACUGGAGAAAACUUACGCUUCGAAAUAAACUUUUGAAGCUUGAAAAGGACGAAAAGCGUUGCUGA